AUGUGUCCACUCCCAUGGAUCCAAAUGUUAAGCUUGUUCCUGAACAGGGGGAGCCACUUAAAGAUCCUACUAUUAGUCGGCAAGUUCAAUUAUCUCACUAUCACACGACCAGAUAUUUCCUUUGCUGUAAGUGUGGUUAGUCAAUUUCUUCAAACUCCAUACAGUAGUCACUGGGAUGCAGUCAUUUGCAUUCUUAGAUAUAUCAAAGGAGCUCCAGGACAGGGUCUACUCUAUGAAGACAAGGGUCACUCACAAAUUGUUGGCUAUUCUGAUGCAGAUUGGGCAGGUUCCCCUUCAGAUAGACGAUCUACUUCAGGAUAUUGUAUUAUGAUUGGAGGGAAUCUCAUAUCCUGGAAAAGUAAAAAACAGAGUGUGGUUGCAAGAUCAAGUGCAGAAGCAAAAUAUCGAGCUAUGGCUUUAGCAACAUGCGAACUCAUCUGGUUGAAGCAACUCCAGGAAUUGAAAUAUAGUGAUACUGGCCAAAUGAAGUUGAUAUGUGAUAAUCAAGCUGGCCUCCAUAUUGCAUCAAAUCCAAUUUUUCAUGAGGACGAAGCAUAUAGAGGUGGAUUGUCAUUUUAUUAG
Molecule: messenger RNA, 582 nt
Organism: Manihot esculenta (cassava)
Lineage: Eukaryota; Viridiplantae; Streptophyta; Magnoliopsida; Malpighiales; Euphorbiaceae
Product: secreted RxLR effector protein 161-like
Exons: 1
Coding region: 1-582 (193 amino acids)
Source: RefSeq, a predicted model, not a curated record